Molecule: messenger RNA, 1061 nt
Organism: Labeo rohita (rohu)
Lineage: Eukaryota; Metazoa; Chordata; Actinopteri; Cypriniformes; Cyprinidae
Product: gastrula zinc finger protein XlCGF49.1
Exons: 3
Coding region: 124-948 (274 amino acids)
Biological process (GO): regulation of transcription by RNA polymerase II
Cellular component (GO): nucleus
Molecular function (GO): RNA polymerase II transcription regulatory region sequence-specific DNA binding; DNA-binding transcription factor activity, RNA polymerase II-specific
Source: RefSeq, a predicted model, not a curated record
CACACGCGGAAGACACUGCUGCCUAAAGCUGUGUAAAUGCAACGAAAAUAACAAACAAACAUGUGACAGAGUGUUUAAACACACAGAAAAACUCCUGGUAAAUCAACUGAGAUCCUUAUAAAGAUGGUGUUUAUUAAAGAGGAGAGUGAAGACAUGAAGAUUGAAGAAACAUUCACAGUCAAACUUGAAGAUACUGAGGAACAAACAGACAUUGUGGCAGUGAAAGUGGAGAGUCCAGAUCUGAAUGAAAUGGAAGAGAAAGAUAUGAAACAUCGUGAUUUCAUAACUGGAAAAAAAUCUUGUAGUUUUUCACAGACUGAAAAGUUUACCUCUCAAACAAGAGCUCAGAAGACUGGAACUACAAGUCAUUUCAUCUGCCAACACUGUGGAAAGAGUUUUAGUAAAAACGGAAACCUUAAAGUGCACAUGAGAAUUCACACUGGAGAGAAGCCGUACACAUGCCAGCAUUGUGGGAAGAGCUUCCUGCGAACAGAUGAUCUUAAGAGUCACUUGAGAAUUCACACUGGAGAGAAGCCGUUUGAAUGUGGUCAGUGUGGAAAGCGUUUCUCACAUAAAGCAACCGUUCAUAAUCAUAUGAGAAUUCACACUGGAGAGAAGCCGUUCACCUGCAAACUGUGUGGAAAAACCUUGAAUCGAAAAGGAAAACUCAAGAUUCACAUGAGAGUUCACACUGGAGAGAAACCUUACACAUGUGAUCAGUGUGGAAAAUGUUUCCCGUAUACAGAAAGCUUUAAAAAGCACAUGAAGAUUCACUUAAGAGAGAGCUGUUUUAUCUGCCAUCAGUGUGGAUUGAGUUUCACAGACAGGAAUCAACUUAAGAAGCACAUAAUGACUCACACUGGACAGGAGCCUUUUAUGUGUACUGACUGUGGAAAGACUUUCCUUAAAAAAGCAAACCUCGGGACUCACAUGAGAGCUCACACUUGAGAGAAGUUUUUCACCUGCCAACAAUGUAGAAAGAGUUUCAGACAUAAAACCCUUUAUACCCUUUAUGACAGUCACAGGUCUUUUGCAUGCAUCUUCAGUGUGAGUUUUAUAUA